CUGGCCGCAAAGACAACGCCCUGCGAGCGAGAAAAGUCGUCUUUGUUCGGAUGGCGUCAGAACCAUGCCUAUUUGGAACUGGAAAACGUUUAUUCUGCUUUGCGCUUUUCGCAUCGCGAAUACUUUUCUUGUGAACUCUUACUUCGACCCAGAUGAAUUCUGGCAGAUUAUGGAGCCAGCUUACUGCAGAGUAUACAAUGUCAAAUCCCUUUGCCCUGGCCUUACUUGGGAAUGGAAAAGACGUGCUCCAGAGUCGGCAAUAAACUUUCUUGAUCGCAGUAUGCAAGGUCCAGCGCGAGCAUAUCUAUCAGUGCUGCCGACGUAUAUUUACUUUUUUAUUCUGAAAGCGUCGGGGAUGGAUUCUUACUGGCUCAUUUCGCGAGGACCAAUGGUUUUAUUUGCUGUAACGGUUGCAGCACCAAUUGAUAUGGCGGUGUAUUACGCCGCUGGUUGGCUGGAACCAAUAAAAGGUUCCAACCAGAGCGGUGUUGCUGCAUGGUGCCUCUUCUGUAGUCUCUGCUCUUGGUUCAAUGGAUACACGCUUGUCAGGACUUUCGCCAAUAACCAAGAAGCUGAGUCUGUUAUUCUGGCGAUUGCUCUGGUCGCUCCGGAAUUGAUUGGUAAUCGCUCGGCGAGGUACGCUCUUUUACGCAGCUGCAUGGCAUUUCUAAUUGGAGGAUUUGGUGUUGGUAUACGCUUCACUUCGAUAGCCGCAUUUAUACCAAUGGGUGUUUUAUUAGCGUUGAGGCACCUUACCUUGUUGAAAAGAGUUUGCUAUCUACUGGUACCUUGCGCUUUCUUCGGAUUGGCUGGCUUGAGCUUCGGAAUGCUUGUCGAUCGUUACUUCUUUGGUUUUUGGACGCUCCCUUUUCUGGGGAAUUUUCAUUUCAACGUUGUUCUCGACUACGCCAGCCUCUAUGGUUCACAUCCCAUGCACUGGUAUUUUACCAUUGGAGUUCCCGCGCUUGCGGGUUUACUUCUGCCUUUUCUUUGUUUUGACUUUUGGGAACUUACCAAUGGACGAUCCUCGUACGGAAAGCAAAACUUAUGGAUUAUCGUUUUGAGCUAUGUCGGGAUUAUGUCAUUCAAUGACCACAAGGAAUUUCGCUACAUUCUUCCCGUUCUUCCUCUCUUUUGUCUACUGGUUGGCUCCCAUGUCCAAGCCCUACUUUCAGGAUCGACCUGGCGGGCUAGAUUUCUUCGCUUGACAUUUGUUGGUGCAAACCUAAUCACUCUCGUGUACCUUGGGAUGUUCCACCAGAGUGGCCCGAUUCUCGUGAAUCAAAAGAUAGUUGAACUCGUACGCAAAAGCCAGGAAACGACUGAUGUUUCGAUCCAUUACCUGACUGGGGCCUGUCAUUCGACUCCACUUCAUAGCAGCCUUCACGUACCACCAUUUCAAUUCCGCACUUGGUCAUUGGACUGUUCUCCAGACUGCCGGGCAGGUCUCAACCGUGUCUGCGAGACAGAAGAGUUUGUAGACAAUCCUGCAGCCUUUGUUGACAAAGCAUAUUUUCCUUGCCUGAAUGAUGAAAAUCUUUGUACCGCCAAUGCUACUCGAAAUGGUACUCCUGAUUUUGUCGUGACUUUCUCGUCCUUUGUCCGGGACAUUAGUGCUCCGCUGCAUCUUUUGGGGCUUCAAGAAGUUGCGCGCUUUCCCGAUCACAUCAACGGGGCUCGAUUUGGUAACUGGACGCUGGGAAGUGACUUUCUCGCGCCAAACUAUCGACAUUUCAUGAUUGCUGGCGGGAUGGAAAUCAGUCUUGAGGAAAUGGUUUUGUUUGCGCGUCCAUGUUAUAUAGACGACGCCAUAAAAUGUGAAUAAAAGGCCUUCAAUAAUGAAUCCUGAAAUCUGAUAUGCUUGGCAGCUCGAGUUUUUUGUGGCCGUGCUUGAAUCCGAAUUUCUUUUAAGUUUGACAGUGAGUCGCAACCCGCUCAUGAACAUCGAUGAAAACAAUGUGCACUGGGACAGAAGCUGCUCUUUCAAACAAGUCCAUGGAAUCAAUCUCUCUUGAAGGUCAAGUAGAUUAAUCUAGAACAUGAUUUACCAAGUC
Phaeodactylum tricornutum CCAP 1055/1 is the source of this 2054-nucleotide messenger RNA. RefSeq lists its product with no specific name. Gene Ontology annotation, molecular function: alpha-1,2-mannosyltransferase activity. Lineage: Eukaryota; Bacillariophyta; Bacillariophyceae; Surirellales; Neidiaceae. Gene Ontology annotation, cellular component: endoplasmic reticulum membrane. The record is from RefSeq and is a predicted model, not a curated record. The transcript has a single exon. Gene Ontology annotation, biological process: GPI anchor biosynthetic process. Bases 65 to 1825 code for a protein of 586 amino acids.